Messenger RNA from Saccoglossus kowalevskii, 873 nucleotides. Its product is annotated as fatty acid hydroxylase domain-containing protein 2-like. Gene Ontology annotation, molecular function: oxidoreductase activity; iron ion binding. Gene Ontology annotation, biological process: lipid biosynthetic process. NCBI's taxonomy places the organism in Eukaryota, Metazoa, Hemichordata, Enteropneusta, Harrimaniidae. The record is from RefSeq and is a predicted model, not a curated record.
AUGGACGUUAUUAACGGAGUAAACUUAACCCAGCCAAGCUUUGUUGUUGCUGGUUGGCAGAGAGUGUACCAGUUGUUUGGUGAGCAAGAGUUCUUGCUAUUCACCGUCGGAACUGGGUUAGUUAUUAAUAUUACUUAUUGGACAUUUGGUUUGUUGCUGCUAUUUAUGGAUUUAACGACAAAACCAAAAUUUCUUUGGAAAUAUAAAAUCCAGCAAGACAAAAAUGCUCCUUUGGACCCAGCACGGCUUCCUGGGCUAUUCAAGACUACAAUUUUCAAUAUGGUAGCAUUGUUCCCGGUUAUCUCUAUGAUUCUAUAUACUGGCGGUCAAUUCCGUGGGAGCAGCUGCUCUGUUGAAGAUUUACCAUCCCUUCCCAGAUUCCUGCUUGAUUUUGUAGCUGCAGUCCUUGGGGAGGAAGUCUUCUUUUAUUACUCACAUCGGUUGUUCCAUAAUCCGUAUUUCUACAAAAGAUUCCACAAAAAACAUCAUGAAUGGACAGCACCUAUUGGUUUAGUUGCAAUCUAUGCACAUCCAGUGGAACACCUACUCAGUAAUACAUUACCUCUUUUUGCUGGACCUUUCAUCAUGGGAUCCCAUCUGUUGUCCGUAUGGGUAUGGGUGAUUGUUGCUCUGAUAACGACCACGAUAACUCACUCUGGAUACCACUUUCCAUUCAUGGCUUCUCCCCAAUUCCAUGAUUUCCACCAUGCGAAGUUCAACUACUGUUUUGGCGUACUUGGAAUAUGUGAUUAUAUCCAUGGAACGGAUUCAUUGUUUCGUAAGAGCAAAGCGUCAGAACGAAAUAUGACAUUCUUUAGUUUGAAACCGAUCCAUGAAAGAAUUCCUGAUGAUAAUGCUUUAAAAAAAGACUGA